UCUGGCAUCUCUGGCUGUGCGUAACAGAUACGUCAAAUUGCUCAAUAAGUGGAAUAAGAUUUGAAUAACAAUGAAAUUAUUCGCUACAAUUGCUGUGUGUGUCCAUAUAUCAUUUUUAUUAUCAAUUUUUUACAUAUAUUUCCGGUCGCCAGUUUUAGAAGAUCUUCCCAUUGGUAAAAAUGGAAACGGGUUAGCAAACCGUGUAAUAGUUCUCUAUGGAGAAUCAGUAGGAGAGUGAGUUACUCAUCACUCACGUUGCAUGACGUCUCCGGAGUGCUCAGCAAAUGAAAGUAAACAUUGAAGCAUAGCAGUUUCAUCGCAUAUUAUAUACAUAAAAAAGCAGUCAUUUACAUAUAUUGCUGGGAUCUGAGCAACGAAAACAAGCAUUUGUUUCCUGAUUGUAGCUGAGUUUUUUGUGACGAAGGCAUAAACUUCUGCGGAUGGAAAUAAAAACUGACGAGUGAUUUUAUUCCACAUAAUUCAAUUUUUCUGUCGACGGAUUUGAUCUACGAGUAUAAUUUGCUUGGAGUGCUGGGGCAAAUUUCAAUUUCGGUGAAGUAUAGAACUGAUCAAGAAUGUCGGUGUCAACGACCGUAGAACCUUACCUACCGAAUUCAAUACCUUUUGCUCAAUACAUUGAACAACUUGAAUACGUUUUUAUCAACAACAAUGUGCCUGAGCAGAAAUAUAAGACUUCUUUCUUAGCCGUUUGUGGUGUUACGGUUUUUUCUGAGAUCAAAAAGCUUUUUCCUGGUCAUGAUAUUAAAAAUUUGACUUACCAGCAAAUAACGGAAUCAUUGAAGAAAAGAUUCGAUAAAUGCGACUCUGAAGUGAUUCAUAGUUACAAAUUUUGGAGCAGGCGACAAGGAAAGUAUGAAAAAUCUGAAGAUUUUGUAAUCGCAGUAAAAGUUUUAGCCGAGCAAUGUGGUUUCGGUACAUUUAAGGAUAGAGCGAUUCGUGAUCUUUUAGUAAUAGGUGUUUAUAACCGAGAUAUCCAAAAGCGGUUAUGUGACGAAGAUGAUCUUACUGCUACCAGAGCAGAGAAACUAAUUUUAAAUCAUGAGAUUUCUAAUAAUAGAACGAGUGUCUUAAAAGAAGACGAAGAUCAUAACAUAUCAAUAGUUGCUCGUUUGGGCAGGAAAGAUAUUCGAUCUCGUUCAAAACAAAGAUAUAGGGAUAGAAGUAGAAGUCAUAAUCGAAGUGUAUCCUUUUCGCCUAGAAAUAAAAAGCACGGAUACGACAAUCAUAGAUACAACUCAGACAAACCGUCUUAUUUGUGUUCCUUCUGCAAAAGAAGAGGACAUACACGAAAGUUUUGUUACAAAUUACACUACAAAGGCAAAUAUCAGGAAGAGGUCAAGUUUUUGAGCCCUCCAAAGAAAACUGGUAGUUCACUUGAAAAUUUCAAAAGACCGGAACAUACCAAAGAAGAAGAUGAUGAUGAUGAUGAGGAUAUGUAUUGCAUGAUGAUUUCCUCGAUAAAUCUAAUAAACGAACCUUGUUAUGUUGAGGUGUUAAUAGAGAGAAAGAGUUUGGAAAUGGAAAUUGAUUGCGGGUCGGCAGAGACUGUUAUUUCUGAAGAACUAUAUUUAAAGACAUUUUCAUGGAUCAAGCUUUUACCUUGCAACAAGAAAUUAGCUGUGAUUGAUGGCAAUAGGUUGAAGGUUCUUGGGAGAUUAAGCGUAUCGGUACAAUUGAAAGGAAAAAAACAGCAGCUCUAUUUAAUAGUUCUUCGGUGUAACAAAAAUUUUGUACCACUGCUAGGUCGUACUUGGCUUGAUUGUUUCUAUGAAGGAUGGCGAAAUAUUUUUUCAAAGCAUGGUGUCCAGAAUGAGCAUAUUCACAAACUUGGUGUGCAGGAUGGUAUCGAGGAGUUGAAAAAGGAAGUGGAUAUUGAUGUGGCUGUAAUGCUUCAUUUAGACCCGUAG
This is a messenger RNA of Malaya genurostris, 1928 nucleotides long. RefSeq lists its product as uncharacterized. The transcript is spliced from 4 exons. Lineage: Eukaryota; Metazoa; Arthropoda; Insecta; Diptera; Culicidae. The coding region runs from base 576 to 1928 and encodes 450 amino acids. The record is from RefSeq and is a predicted model, not a curated record.